AUGUUUGACUUGUCUCCGGGACAGUUUUUGGACUUUUCCUUUAGCCCAUCGCUCGGCUGUUAUGUAUUUGUCAACGAUCCCACCAAACUCGAUUCCACACAAUUUACCACCAGUGCCAAGAUUAAUGGCUUUAUGGGGGGCACCCACUACUUCCACAACGCGUUCUUUCCCGACAUGGAUUCCAUUCGAAAGGGGAUUGUCGUCAUGGCAGAAGCCGAGCAAUGGAGCUGGACCAAGAAACAAGACUUUCGAAUCAUACAGAAACAAUUUGAUGAGUUCAUUGGCGUCUACCCGUUUAUUGGACAGUGUCGAUUCUACAAUUCCGGCCUGGUAUUCAACAUGAUGGCCGCCAUAUUGCGACGAGUCCUACCCACCAAGCAGCUCCGGGACCAAUUCAAAACCGGAUACAGGUCGGAAAUUCCACUGCCACAGUACUAUCUCUUGCCGGAUAUGCAAACCGCAAAUCAACGGAUGCUAGACAAAAUGACCGAGACUCUGAAACGGCGCUAUGAAAAUGAACAAUCCUUUUCGCUUUUCACGUCACCCUUGUAUCGCAGAAGAAGACCUGGAGCCAACUAA
Messenger RNA from Seminavis robusta, 579 nucleotides. Lineage: Eukaryota; Bacillariophyta; Bacillariophyceae; Naviculales; Naviculaceae. The record is from the annotation of a GenBank genome assembly.